Molecule: messenger RNA, 1500 nt
Organism: Drosophila navojoa
Lineage: Eukaryota; Metazoa; Arthropoda; Insecta; Diptera; Drosophilidae
Gene: Ugt36D1
Product: UDP-glycosyltransferase family 36 member D1
Molecular function (GO): UDP-glycosyltransferase activity
Source: RefSeq, a predicted model, not a curated record
AAGCAAAGCACAUAAAAAAUGCUGCAGUUGCGUUCGCUGCUGGCAGCGCUGCUGCCGCUGCUGCUAUUGCUGCAGGAGCACGUCUCAGUGGACGCCGGUCGACCGCUAAAAAUUCUGGGCCUCUUUCCCCACCCCGGCGUCAGUCACUUCCACUUCUUUCAACCCAUCAUGCAGGGCCUGGCCGAGGCUGGGCAUGAAGUCAGCGUCGUUAGCCAUUUUCCGGCUAAAAUUCCAACUGCACGCUACAAGGACUUCCCGCUAACAGGCAUAGAGAAGCUGACAAACAGCGUCGACUUGAAGCGCAAGGCUGGCUACUACGACGUCAUCAUUUUGGAGCAGUUCAACACAGAUUGCAUGAUGGGCGUGGCACAUCAGCUGCAAGCACCAGUUAUUGCCCUAAGCAGUUGCUCCCUGAUGCCGUGGCAUUUCGAGCGCAUGGGCGCUCCGAUAAUCCCAUCGCAUAUACCGGUUCUAUUUUUGGGUCAAUCGCAGGACAUGAACUUUGGCGGACGAUUGGCCAACUGGUUUAGCUUCCAUGCGCUCAACUGGAUGUACAAGCUCCUGUCGGUGCCCGCUGCGGAUGCCAUGGUUCAGUACAAGUUUGGCCACGAUAUGCCCUCGGUGGGUGAGCUGGCGAAGAACACCUCCGUUUUGUUUGUGAACACACACUACUCGCUGAGCGGUCCCAAGCCGCUGCCGCCCAACGUCAUCGAGCUGGGCGGCAUUCACAUCCAGAAAACAAAUCCGUUGAGCGCUGAUCUGCAGCGCCUGCUGGACAAUGCCGAGCACGGGGUGAUACUCAUCAGUUGGGGCUCCAUGAUACGCGCCAAUUCGUUGUCGCCGGAGAAGCGCGACGGCAUUGUGCGUGCCGUGGCCCGUCUCAAGCAGCAGGUCAUCUGGAAGUGGGAGAACGAGACGCUCGAGAAUAAGCCGCCCAAUCUGCACAUCAUGAAAUGGCUGCCACAGCGCGACAUCCUCUGCCAUCCCAAUGUGAAGGUCUUCAUGACGCAUGCCGGCCUCAUGGGCAGCUCCGAAGCGGCCUACUGUGGCGUGCCCGUCGUGGCCACGCCCAUGUACGGAGAUCAGUUCCUGAAUGCCGCGGCCCUGGUGCAGCGUGACAUGGGCGUGCUGCUGCACUACGAGGACAUUGGCGAGAAUACGGUUAUGCGAGCUCUGAAGCGAGCGCUGGAUAAGAAACACGUGGAUGCCGCCAAGCUCGUCUCGCACUCGUUCAAGUAUAGACCGCAACAGGCACUGCAGCUGGCCAUUUGGUGGGUGGAGCAUGUGGCUCACACUGGCGGUGAUCCUCUAUUGAAAUCCAGCGCCGUCGAGCUGCCCCGCUUUGUGUACUACUCGCUGGACUGUUAUGCUGUCGUUGGCCUCAUUCUGGCCAUGGUGGUUGGCAGUUGGAUUGCACUCAUACGACGCUGUUGCGGCAAGCAAUCCAAUAAGAAGAACAAAAGGGAUUAAUCGAUUCGAUCCUUGGCUAAAUCUAUGUGA